This is a messenger RNA of Aspergillus wentii DTO 134E9, 1867 nucleotides long. Its product is annotated as sugar porter family MFS transporter. NCBI's taxonomy places the organism in Eukaryota, Fungi, Ascomycota, Eurotiomycetes, Eurotiales, Aspergillaceae. The record is from RefSeq and is a predicted model, not a curated record. The transcript has 7 exons. Gene Ontology annotation, molecular function: carbohydrate:proton symporter activity. Gene Ontology annotation, cellular component: membrane. Bases 1 to 1593 code for a protein of 530 amino acids. Gene Ontology annotation, biological process: transmembrane transport; carbohydrate transport.
AUGACUGCUGCGAUUGAGAAAAAGCCUUAUUUUGGGUUGACCGGGGGGUGGUUGGUUGUUUGGAUUACGGUAGCAUGUGCAACUGAUAUGAUGCUCUUCGGCUACGACCAAGGCGUGUUCAGCGGAGUGGUCGUUACACAAGACUUCCUGCAAGUCCACGAUCUGGUUGGCCCAUCCAAGACGCAAGUCCUCUCGACCGUCACCGCUAUUUAUGAUAUAGGAUGCUUCAUUGGCGCAAUCAUUGCAUUCAGUCUGGGCGAACGCUUUGGUCGAAAGAAAUCAGUCCUGUGUGGCUCAGCAAUUAUGUGUGUUGGUGUGAUUCUCCAGGCGAGCUCGUAUAGUCUGGCGCAGAUGUUUGUUGGACGGAUUGUCCUUGGUAUCGGAAAUGGUAUCAAUACCGCUACGGCCCCGAUCUGGCAAACUGAAACGGCACCAGCGCAGUGGAGAGGAAAACUUGUCAUUCUUGAAAUGGUGAUGAAUAUCUCUGGGUACAUGCUGGUUAAUUGGAUCAACUACGGCUUGUCCUUCCAUGGAGGUGCUGUUGCAUGGCGAUUCCCCAUCGCUUUCCAAUUCGUCUUUAUCUUCGUCCUCUUCUCAACCGUUCCAUGGCUUCCUGAAUCUCCAAGAUGGCUCCUAUCCCAUGGCCACGACACCGAAGCACUCCAAGUCCUUUCCUGCCUCGAAGCCAAACCCCUCAACGACCCAUACAUCUCCACCCAACGCAACGAAAUGGAAUACAGCAUCCAGUAUGAACGCGACAAUGCCGUCCCCUGGAGAGACCUCUUCACACGCAAGAAAACCAACGACACAAAAACCCUUCGCAGACUCAUCCUCGGCGCAGGGACGCAAUUCAUGCAGCAGUUCCAGGGAAUCAACAUCAUGUCGUACUAUAUGCCGACGGUGUUGAUUGAUGCGGUGGGAUUGUCGAAUAGUAUGUCCCGCUUGUUGACUGCAUGUAAUGCAACGUCGUAUUUUGUGUUUUCGUGUUUUGCUGUGCCGUUGGUGGAGAGGCUGGGGAGGAGGGGGUUGAUGCUUAUUUCGACGUGUGGGCAGUUGUUGUCGUUUUUGAUUAUCACUAUUUUGUUGAGGUUUUCUGAGAACCCAGGGAAUGGGGAUCGCAUUGCGUCGGCUUCGAUUGUGUUCUUCUUUUUAUACUAUAUUGCCUUUAGCUUUGGGAUGCUGGGGGUGCCGUGGUUAUAUCCAACUGAGAUCAGUUCGCUUCCAAUGAGGACGAAGGGGGCUUCUGUUGCGACAGCUACUAAUUGGAUUACGAAUUUUGUCAUUGUCGAAAUCACACCCAUUGGCAUCCAGAAUAUUGGCUGGAAAUUCUGGAUUGUCUGGACCGUUUUCAACGCUGUUUCUAUCCCGAUUAUAUACUGCUUCUAUCCAGAGACAGCAAACCGCACCCUCGAAGACCUGGAUGCAUACUACCGCACCAACCCUCCGCUGCUCGUCUUCAAAGACCCAGAUGCCAUUUCGACGAAGCGCCCGUUGAAGUAUAUUCAGCACGAGCAGGAGGAGCUGAACAAAAAUGCAAAUGAGAAGAGUGAUCUAUACAAAGCAGAAUCUCCGAUGGUGAAACAUGUUGAGUAGGAAAGGGACUCCCUUGAACACGUUCUAUUGCAGCUGAAUUAUCUACAUCAAAUAUAUCAACUUAUCAUCGAACUGAACCUGACGCGCAUCUGUAUACCGUCAAUUGGCUUGGGAAUGAAUCUUCGGCCCUAGCUGUACUUUCAGCAUCCAACAUACCUUCAAGAUAUGAUAAUGGUUAUCUCACAUUGUAGACCGGCUCCUUCACUUCAUAUUCCCCACUUGGCUUUAGGAUAGGUUCAUUAUUCGAGUCGCGUGCAAUCUCACCCAGUCCGGC